UUAUGUUGACUCAUGAACACAUUGCUUCAUUUUCGCUGUUUUCGAAAACAGGGUGUUCUUUCUUCCUUUGAAGAAAACCAAAUCAGUUUCAGCUUAUCCGGAAGCACCAUUUUAGCCACUUUCAUAUAUCAUUUGUGGUUUCUAAUUCUGCCGCUUGAUGUCCAGUCAAGGAGAAUUCCGUGUGGCUAUUUAUGCCAGUGAAUACAAGCAAAUUUGCGCUUGGGUCUUAAAAGAGCGAAGUUUAGAAACCGGCGGAGAUCUGUUCGGGCUUUGGAACAAUGAUCACACUGCAGUGAUCCAGCUCGUUUUGGGGCCUGGCAAAGAUUGUCAAAGGACUUCGGGUUCGUUUUACCAAGAUGUGAAUUACUUGGAGAAGGUUGGCUCCCAUUUGACUAGCAAGGAAGGGCUCUGUCACAUUGGUGAGUGGCAUUCUCAUCACACAAUUGGUCUUAAACGACCAAGUGGCGGAGAUGAACGAACGGUUUGGACAAACAUGCCUAAAUAUGGGCUGAGUCGCUUUCUACUGUUCAUUGCAAACAUUGAAAACCGAGAUUUAUCCGCCAGCGCAGGAUGCUUCCUGUUCGAAUUCGAGAAGAAUACCAAUAAGAGGAAGCCGGUUCGGCAGGGAAAAUUCGUUUUAUUGCAAAAUGAAAGCCCCUUCCGUUCAAGGUGUCAUGAUGUUUUAGCGGAAGAUGCAGAGUGUCUGAACCAGGAGGAAAAAGUGGGUUUACUAGAAUUGUCCAAGAAGGCUAUCUCCGUGCCCAAAGAGCGGCCUGUAGUUACACAAAGGCAGCCAUUUGAUGAAGAACGGGGCGGUGGCAAUGAAGAUGAUAAAGAAUUCACGGUGGCCAUUUAUGUCAGCGAGUACAAGCAAAUUUGUGCUUGGGUUUUCAAAAAUCAAGAUCUUGAGACGGGUGGAGAUUUGUUCGGUCUGUGGUACGAUGAUUACACGGCAGUGGUCCAGUUCGUGUUGGGUCCCGGUACAAAUUGUCAGAGAACUACCACCUCAUUCUUCCAAGACGUGGAGUACUUAGAGAAGGUUGGCUCUCAUUUGACUGGUAAGGAAGGACUUUGCCAUAUUGGCGAAUGGCAUUCCCAUCAUAAAAUCGGCCUCAAGCAACCGAGUAACGGAGAUAAACGAACAGUGUGGACAAACAUGCCUAAAUAUGGGUUGAGUCGCUUUUUGUUGUUCAUUGCCAAUUUUGAAACACACGAGAGUACAUAUGACUCGGUGAGUGUCGGCUGUUUUUUAUUCAAAGAGAGCAAAACCAGUCAUCGAAAGUUGUUUUCAGGAAGAUUUAAGCUCUUGCCAACAGAGAGCCCUUUCCGCUCUAAAUGUGUACGCAACCCAAGCUUAAUAGAAGGGGCAGAGGGUCUCAAUGAAAAUAAAGAAAUAAAUUCUCUGGACGAAGUUGUCACAGGUUCAAGUGAGAUGAAAGAAGAUGGCGAGCGACCCUUAAUGGUUCGUGACGAGUCAAAAAACCUGACUGCCAAGCAGUAUCCAGCAGAAAGUCUUAAUGAAAGUAACGAAAUAAAUUCUCUGAACAAAGUUAUCACUGCCUCAAGUGAGAUGCAAGAAGAUGUCAAGCGACCCUUGAUGGUUCGUGAAGAGUCAAAAAACCCGGCCGCCAAGCACUGCACAGCAGAGGGUCUUAAUGAAAGUAACGAAAUAAAUUCUUCGGAAGAAGUUGUUAGUGGCUCCAGUGAGGAGCAAGAAGAUGUCAUGCAACCCUUGAUGGUUCGUGACGAGUCAAAAAACCCGGCGGCCGAGCAGUAUCCAGCAGAAAGUCUUAAUGAAAGUAACGAAAUAAAUUCUCUGAACAAAGUUAUCACUGCCUCAAGUGAGAUGCAAGAAGAUGUCAAGCGACCCUUGAUGGUUCGUGAAGAGUCAAAAAACCCGGCCGCCAAGCACUGCACAGCAGAGGGUCUUAAUGAAAGUAACGAAAUAAAUUCUUCGGAAGAAGUUGUUAGUGGCUCCAGUGAGGAGCAAGAAGAUGUCAUGCAACCCUUGAUGGUUCGUGAAGAGUCAAAAAACCCGGCCGCCGAGCACUGUACAGCAGGAGGUCUCAAUGAAAGUAGCGAAAUAAAUUCUCCGGAAGAAGUUGUUAGCGGCUACAGGGAGGAGCGAGAUGUCAAGCAACCCUUGAUGGUUCGUGACGAGUCAAAAACCCCGGCCACCAAGUGCUGCAAAUGCUGCUCAGUAAUGUAGAUCAUAGGAAAGAAGUUGAUACGAUGUACUGAUACAGAUCAAGCUGAAUUUUUUCUUCAGUACAGAUAGAAAUUUUUAGUCAGUUUAUAAUAACCUGCUUAAUCGUAACUCCAAGGGAAAUUUAGUUAGUAUGAAUGGAAGCAAACAGCAUGUAGCUACGUUUUGGUUUGCUCUGUUCAUUGUGAUACUUAGUGCUUUUCUUAAUGUUCCAAAAGUUGAUUUGGCCAUUCACGCUUCCGGAUAAAAAGUUCCUGUUUGAAUAUUCAAACAGAUGAAAUCUGUGAUGACCUGGCCCAGACUUCGGCCGGGAAUGUAUAUCGUCUAUUGUGGCCUGUUUCAAGUUUUCAAUCUCCCAAAUAAAAUUCAGUCGGUUCCAUGAUACUUAAAAUAACGUGUCUCAUUUACCUCAUUUACUGAUUUAUUCAACUACUAAAUCCUGUGUGGUUUUUUUUUAUUUUGUUACGCUGUUUGUUUCUCUAGAACAAAUACAGUUAUAGACUUAUUCACCUGAAUCCAACAAUAUUCGAAAACACGUUGUCAUACAGCCUAAGUACUACCAUGCGAGAUCAGCUGUGGUGCUCAGUGUUUUGAAGGGAAUGAUCGAUGUAUCAUCAUUGAGCUGAAUAAUGAUGCUUCAGAUCCUAAUUUUGUGGUCGUUUAUGCCUGCGUCGUGAGAAUGAUAGGGAACAAUGACUCUCUUUUGGAUAGAGAGAUCUUCACUUUAAGUUUCGUCUUACCUAACCUGCUCCUCCUUCCCUACUCUUUUUACCGAAUGGGGUUUUUGAGUGAUCGAAGAUGAUAGAUAUCAUAAGUUCCUCUGCGGUUAAACAAAACCCUUUCCCUCGCAAACUUUCGUGCGAGCUUAAAGCUCGCAGGUCUAAUCAGAGGCGAGAUUGGAGACCCGCAAAAGUAUUCCUCAACGCUGCCCAAGAGAGCGAGCCAAGUAUACUCCCAAUGAAAAAGGGGGAAAGAAGCGAGGAGAUGGAAUACUUGCCUCCGACCGUUGUGGUUCGGGUCAGAUUCCUUGCUCUCUUAAAUUCUUACUUAAAUUCCAUCGGGCACUCCU
Pocillopora verrucosa is the source of this 3275-nucleotide messenger RNA. RefSeq lists its product as uncharacterized. Lineage: Eukaryota; Metazoa; Cnidaria; Anthozoa; Scleractinia; Pocilloporidae. The record is from RefSeq and is a predicted model, not a curated record.